Penicillium brasilianum is the source of this 1497-nucleotide messenger RNA. Lineage: Eukaryota; Fungi; Ascomycota; Eurotiomycetes; Eurotiales; Aspergillaceae. The record is from the annotation of a GenBank genome assembly.
AUGCGCUACGAGAACUGGGACAUCCUCCUCUUCCCGGAGGGUGCACGAGUCCCCAUCCAGGAAUUCAAAACACAGUGCUUCGUCACCAGGGAUACCGAGUCUCCCUAUCUCCAAAAUCCAUCUCUCCUCGGCCCAAACGCCUACCUUCGCGUCCAGGGCAGUCAUGGGCACAUUCCCAUCCUGACCUCAUUCAUCCCCACGCUGCCCCGGGAUAGUUGCUUUCGCGUCUCGAUCCAUAGCUGGGAGAAUCCCCGGCCCAGUCGAUUGACCGAAAGCUUGAUGCAGCCGGAUGAUGUGUUGUUGUAUGAGGCACGGGUGUUUGUCGAUGGAAUUUGUGUCGCAGCCGGUGUCUUCGGACCGAGAGCGGCGUGGCCGUAUGUUAUCAAUCUGAGCUCUGAUGUUGAUCGCGAGGGGAACCAGGACUAUCUGCGUUUUCCUCCAUUUCACGGCCAGAUUCUGGAGCAGCGACACUGGAAUGCCUCUGAUGAACUGGGCCGAAUCAGAAUUGUCCUUGCGGAGGGCUUUUCUCGUCCGAAUCGCUCGCCCCCGUUUGAGAGAGUCAAGGACGUUAUCGUGUUCUCUUUCCAACACGCUCCGCAGCACAUCUUGGAGUUCUCCCAAAUCGCAUGGCCGAAUCCCCAAAUGUGGCCUCAGGCUACAUCUCGAACUGUGUACAAGGUCGACCAUAGCAGUUUUGUCGACGCGAGGGAGCCGGAGGAUACCCAUGCCCAUUCACCCAGAAAACCUGACAUGCGUGUGCCCAUGACCUCUGUGGCAUCGAUGGUAUCGAAUAUUCCGUCGAGCAGCAGUCAAGCACCCAUUGCAUACCACAACGCUUGGGCAUCGAGUCGUGCCUUUCCCCUCUCAACAUCUCAGUUGUACCCAUUUUCGGCACACACCCCCUCCCGAAAUCCCCGCUGGGCUGGAUAUCCAGAUCGCCAGCAAGACUCUUCCUUCAUUCAGCCCGUCAGAGACCCCUUCACCGACGAUGUGACCUGGCGGCAUCGCGGUGCCCGGUCAUCCCGCGAGGACGUCCCCAUGCCAGACUACAGCUCCUCUGGCAGCCGUGCAAUCUCUAGUGUGGCAGGUAUGAGUUUCGAACACAGCAAGCACUCCAGCAUGUCCGCUCCUAUGGAUGAGGAGCACUACAAUCUGCUGAUCGACGCUAUGACUCCUACAAAGCCUCCCAUGGGCACUCGUGCGCCGUCCAACACACCCUCAGCUAUGGCCGUGCUUCCAGUUACAGCGACGACUCCCGCAACCCAGGUUCGCAAGGCAAGCGGCAACAAACAGGGUUCCCUCCGGACCUCGGGUCUCCGUGAGCGUUCCCAACCCAGCAGCCGUGAUGUUUCUGGCUCGGUCAGCAUUCUGGCAGAGAAAAUUACUUCCCCGGCUAAAAUUGGUGCUAGCCCCAGUGCAAAUGUGAAGAGCCGGAAGGAGGGUGAUAUGGAGAAGCAUGAGAAGGAGAAUGAAAGUACUGUCGGUACUGAUCUGUAG